Messenger RNA from Branchiostoma belcheri (Belcher's lancelet), 1104 nucleotides. RefSeq names its product tripartite motif-containing protein 3-like. Gene Ontology annotation, molecular function: translation repressor activity; protein binding; ubiquitin protein ligase activity. The transcript is spliced from 2 exons. Lineage: Eukaryota; Metazoa; Chordata; Leptocardii; Amphioxiformes; Branchiostomatidae. The record is from RefSeq and is a predicted model, not a curated record. Gene Ontology annotation, biological process: negative regulation of translation; protein polyubiquitination; proteasome-mediated ubiquitin-dependent protein catabolic process. Bases 1 to 1104 code for a protein of 367 amino acids.
AUGAAGGUGCAAAGUGACCACAAAACUAGUACAUUGUAUGCGCAAAAUGACCAAAACACUAGUGCAGUGUACGCACAAAAUGACCAGACAACUAGUACGGUGAACGUGCAAAAUGACCAGAACACCAGUGUAGCGUACGCGCAAAAUGAACAGACCACUAGUACAGUCACUACAGUGUAUGCGCAAAAUGACCAGAACACCAGUGCAGUGUACAUGCAAAAGGACCAGAAGACAGAAAGCCACGACGGAGGCGUGAUAUCGGAGAAUAUCAUCAUCAUUGGCGAGGAAGGAUCAAAGUAUCCAUACAAAUAUCGGAACGAUCGCGGUGUGGUGGUAUCGGAAGACAAUGGGAUAUUUGUGUCAGAUCUUGACACAAGACGAAUCGACGUCUACAGCAUGAACGGCACCUAUCUCCGCCACUUCCCUACCGAGUUGCCCGAUGGCAAUGGGCAAAAGAUGCUGCCUUAUGACGUUGCCAUGGACGGACAGGGUCACCUGUGGGUACCUGUAUUAAAAAGGUACCGAGAUAGUGAUGCUUAUGUAGUUCAGUACAGUCAAGAUGGCCAGCCAUUGAGCAAGUUCGCGUUUCAAUCAUCCAGAGGAUUCCCUCACAUUGACUUUGACGUUCGCACUAAUAAAAUCAUCUUGGUCAACGGUUCUCAAAUCGUGAUGUUCCAUCCUAAUGGUACACUGUACCAGACGUUCGGAAAUAAAACAGGCCUAAACAUGAAUCUGCAGUACGCUGCUUCAGACAAAGAUGGAAACAUUUUUGUGACUGAACAAGGCUAUUCUAUUGUCCAGGGAUACAAUCCCUUGGGACAUCGGCUAUUCAAAUUCGGGGGCUAUGGUAGCGGUGAAGGUAAACUCAAUUUUCCGCGAGGUAUUCGCGUGGACACUGCCGGUCACGUCAUCGUAGCUAACGAGGAAAACGGACGGGUGGAUGUGUUCACAAGCCGCGGGGAAUUUCUCCUCACUGCCGCUAAAAUCACAAAGCCGUGGAAUCUUGCCGUGGGAUCGGAUGGUCAGUUAGUAGUGACCAAGACUGUCGACAAUACUAUAACUAUCUUUCCAGGCUGGCGUUUCCAUAAUGUUUCAAAGAUUUGA